ACAACCGCUACUCACUGGUACCCCAGUCGACUGCUGUAUAGCCCACAAUGGUAUCUACAUUCGCCGAGAGGCCCUUCAAGAAACUGGUCCUCUUUGAUGUCGACGACACGCUAACUCCGGCGAGACAAAACGUGUCGCUCGAGAUAACUCAAAUUCUGCGAGCGUUGCGCAAGAAGGUUGUCAUCGGCGUCGUUGGCGGCUCCGAUUUCGUCAAGAUCUCCGGGCAGCUUGCGGUCACCGGGUCGAGCGUGGUCGAGGACUUCGAUUAUGUGUUUGCUGAGAACGGCUUGACUGCGUACAAAAACGCGCAGCCGCUACCAUCCCAGUCCUUCAUCAAGUUUAUUGGAGAAGAGCGAUACAAGAAACUGGCCAACUUCAUCCUCCAUUACAUCGCGGACAUGGAUAUUCCUAUCAAGAGGGGUACGUUCAUCGAGUUCCGUAACAGCAUGAUCAACGUCAGUCCCAUUGGGCGAAACGCAACGGUACAAGAACGCAACGAAUUCGAAGCCUAUGACAAGCAACACGGUCUACGGGUAGCUUUCAUCAAGGUCCUCCGCGAGAAGUUUCCCGACUACGGUCUGACGUUCUCUAUCGGGGGGCAAAUUUCAUUCGAUAUCUUCCCGAACGGCUGGGACAAGACGUACUGCCUACGACACGUAGAAGACGAGCAAUUUGAGGAAAUCCACUUCUUCGGCGACAAAACAUACAAGGGAGGGAACGACUAUGAGAUAUACACCGAUCCACGGACGAUAGGGCACUCUGUUUCGAGCCCCGCAGACACGGCGCGGCUUCUCAAGGAGCUGUUCCUACCAGAGCUGAAGUAACACGCCAUGUUCUAGCUGCGAUUAUCUCUGCACCCACGAAUUCUGUGCAUUCACGUGAUGAUUUGGGAAGCAAUCGGGCAUCACUGUAGUUCUUUUCUUGGGCCGGAUUUUAUAGCUUCUCAUUCAAUUGCAUAAAGAGAAGCUCUUAUCAUUG
This is a messenger RNA of Postia placenta MAD-698-R-SB12, 978 nucleotides long. RefSeq lists its product as hypothetical. The record is from RefSeq and is a predicted model, not a curated record. Gene Ontology annotation, biological process: GDP-mannose biosynthetic process; protein N-linked glycosylation; mannose metabolic process. Gene Ontology annotation, molecular function: phosphomannomutase activity. Lineage: Eukaryota; Fungi; Basidiomycota; Agaricomycetes; Polyporales; Adustoporiaceae. Gene Ontology annotation, cellular component: cytosol. The transcript has 7 exons. The coding region runs from base 48 to 824 and encodes 258 amino acids.